Molecule: messenger RNA, 2252 nt
Organism: Cynara cardunculus var. scolymus (artichoke)
Lineage: Eukaryota; Viridiplantae; Streptophyta; Magnoliopsida; Asterales; Asteraceae
Product: probable methyltransferase PMT14
Exons: 7
Coding region: 132-1958 (608 amino acids)
Cellular component (GO): cytoplasm; trans-Golgi network; endosome
Molecular function (GO): methyltransferase activity
Source: RefSeq, a predicted model, not a curated record
CGUCUUAUUAUGAAACAAUCUUUUCUGAAUGCAAAACUUGAGUGAAAAACUCGGAAUCGGCGUUUCAAUCAGCUGUUUGGCCUUCUCUUUAUGUGACCUUUAAGGUGCUAUCCAGAGGUCCAAAAGCACAUAUGGGCUCUAAGACCACACCAGCAAACAGAAGAAGAAGUCCAUUAUCUAUAAUUGUCGUGUUUGGUCUGUGUUGUUUCUUUUACUUACUAGGAACAUGGCAGAGAAGCGGUUUUGGAAAGGGAGACAAAAUAGCUAUUGAUUUAAGCAAGAAAACAGAAUGUGAGGAUGACUUUGCCACACUUGAUUUUGAAUCUCAUCAUAGUAUUCCUAUUCCUGAUGCUUCCAAGCCAAAAGCCAAGGUUUUCAAGCCAUGUGAUGACAAAUAUACCGAUUACACUCCUUGUCACGAACAGGACCGGGCUAUGCAAUUCCCAAGAGACAACAUGGUAUACAGAGAAAGACAUUGCCCCCCUGAAAAGGAAAAGCUGAAAUGUCUUAUUCCAGCACCAAAGGGCUAUUCAACUCCAUUUCCAUGGCCGAAAGGACGUGACUUUGUUCAUUAUGCCAACGUGCCUUUCAAGCAUUUGGCAGUUGAAAAGGCCAAUCAGCAUUGGAUAGAGUUUCAGGGCAAUGUAUUUAAGUUUCCAGGUGGUGGGACUAUGUUCCCCCAAGGAGCAGAUGCAUAUAUUAAUGAACUUGCAUCAGUGAUUCCUAUUGCCGAUGGUUCUGUCAGAACAGCGCUGGAUACUGGCUGCGGAGUUGCAAGCUGGGGUGCUUACCUGAUGAAGAGAAAUGUUUUGACCAUGUCAUUUGCGCCAAGAGACAACCAUGAAGCACAAGUGCAGUUUGCUUUGGAGCGUGGUGUACCUGCUAUUAUUGGUGUUCUUGGAUCAAUAAAACUUCCAUUUCCAUCAAGAGCAUUUGACAUGGCUCAGUGUUCACGAUGUCUUAUACCAUGGGCCGAGAAUGAUGGGACAUACUUAAUGGAAGUUGAUCGAGUACUUAGGCCUGGCGGAUUUUGGAUUUUAUCUGGUCCUCCAAUCAAUUGGAAGACCUACUAUCAGACAUGGAAAAGGUCCAAGGAGGAUCUCAAGGAAGAGCAAAGAAAGAUUGAAAAGCUGGCUGAGUCUCUUUGUUGGGAGAAGAAAUAUGAGAAAGGGGAUAUAGCUAUCUGGAGAAAGAAAGUGAACACCAAAUCCUGCAAAAUAAAUUCUGCUGAGUUCUGUAAAUCUGGUGAUGCUGAUAAUGUCUGGUACAAGAAAAUGCAAACAUGUGUAACUCCUUACCCUGAAAUUACCACUGCAAAUGAAGUGGCAGGAGGGGAGUUAAAGAAGUUCCCGGCAAGGCUACAUGCAGUACCUCCUCGGGUAGCUAAGGGACUAGUUUCAGAGGUUUCAGUUGAAUCCUACCAAGAAGAUAACCAGAAGUGGAAAAAGUAUGUUAAUACGUACAAAAAGAUCAACCGUUUGAUCGGUACAUCAAGAUAUAGAAACAUUAUGGAUAUGAAUGCUGGGCUUGGAAGUUUUGCUGCCACAAUCAACACGAACAAAUUAUGGGUGAUGAAUGUUGUGCCUACCAUUGCUCCAAACACAUUAGGUGUCGUUUAUGAGAGAGGUCUUGUUGGUAUAUAUCACGACUGGUGUGAGGGCUUCUCAACCUACCCGAGAACGUACGACUUCGUUCAUGCUAAUGGUCUUUUCAGCUUGUACAAUGACAAGUGCGAGCUAGAAGACAUCCUCCUAGAGAUGGAUCGGAUAUUGAGGCCAGAAGGGUUAGUCAUUCUCCGUGAUGAAGUAGAUGUGUUGACAAAAGUGAUGAAGAUAGCCAGUGGCAUGAGAUGGGAUACAAAACUAACGGAUCACGAAGAUGGACCCUUCGUCCCCAAGAAGAUCUUGGUCGCCACUAAACAAUACUGGGUUGGCGGCAUAGGCAACAACACAAUCUAGUGAGUCGUAAACUAAACUAUAUCUUCAUAGUUCCGUAUGCAAAAGUGAUCAUUUUAUGAAUAUCCUUAAACCCUAAACCCUAAACCAUGCCCAAAUCAGGAUCUUUUUCCCAAAAGAGGAAGAUAAAUAUUUGGAUUUCUCAAAUGGUUGCAUAAUGAAACUAGAGACUUGUAGGAUUUGUGGUUUUAUUGAUGUAAUCAAGUGCAAAGUCUUGUGUUGGCAUUCAUUCAUGCCGACAUUGAGGAAUUAGGAAGGAGAAAGGAAAGAUGGUUAUAAGUUACAUGAUUUUGCUUA